GUGGAAACAUGCUGCGCAUCAUCGUCCUCAUGAGUUCAGCUUCAGGAGCGACGCAGUGCAGGAACGCAUCUACUGCACUAACCUACAAACCAACACAUCCGAGAGCAGAACAGCCUAGCCAACGGAUGUUUGAAGUACACAGUGAUGGUUUCCUAAUUUACAUUCAUUUUUUGAACGUUUAACAAUUUUUUUGCUCAUUUAAAAAAAAAAUCCGUUACCGGAGUUUGCUUAAGGCUGAAUUCAACAAUAAUACAUGCGCUCGUGCGUCCGAGCACGCGACCGCUCUCACUAUCCGGCGCGCGCUGCGACAAAUCGCCACAUGCACUGAUGGGGAUCCCGCAAAAGCAGCAGCUCGCUUGAACUGUGUUUUUUCAGUCACUCGCUUCCAAUUUUCAGUCACUCGCUUCCGACUGUUUCUGCCUGUACGUAACUGUUUUAAUUUGGCAUUUUACCAUCUCUCGAUUCUUCUUGAGUGAGACACUCCGAAACAGCUGAGAGAAAGAUGUCUGCUGCGGAUGAUGCCAAUCCGGCAGGUGCUCCAGGUGGCCCUGGAGGAGCUGGUGCUCCUGCUCCCCCUCCAAACACCACCAGCAACCGCAGAUUACAGCAAACACAAGCACAAGUGGAGGAGGUGGUGGAUAUCAUGCGUGUGAAUGUGGAUAAAGUGCUGGAGAGAGACCAGAAGCUGUCGGAGCUGGACGACAGAGCAGAUGCUCUACAGGCUGGGGCUUCACAAUUCGAAAGCUGUGCUGCCAAACUCAAGAACAAGUACUGGUGGAAGAACUGCAAGAUGAUGAUUAUUAUGGGGGUCAUCGGAGUCCUUUUCGUUGGAAUCAUUUUCUUGUAUUUCUUCUCUUGAACGGAUGACGAGUGAACAGUCGUGUGCUCCACCUCCAGUAGUUCCCAGAUCCUCCUCUCUUCAAUCUCAGUCUCUCUCAUUUAGUCAUUUUGCACAGUAGAAUGUUGAUAUCCAGAAUGAGAACACUUCACAUGCUCUCUAUCUACAUCCGCCCUCCCUCUCAAAAUCUCCUGCAUUAUUUACAUGCAGAUGUUCAUACACGAAUGCACAAAGCGAAUGAGAGAGUAAGAAAAAUAGACUAAGAAUAAGUGGGAGAGGCUAAGGAAAAAAAGAGAACAUUUUCUUUGGAGAAGCAUACAAUACCAUUCAAAGGCAGCAAUCAGUUAAUCAACAAAAACAGCUUUUUAUAUAUAUAUACU
Danio aesculapii is the source of this 1218-nucleotide messenger RNA. RefSeq names its product vesicle associated membrane protein 1b (gene vamp1b). The coding region runs from base 503 to 859 and encodes 118 amino acids. The record is from RefSeq and is a predicted model, not a curated record. Gene Ontology annotation, molecular function: SNAP receptor activity; syntaxin binding. Lineage: Eukaryota; Metazoa; Chordata; Actinopteri; Cypriniformes; Danionidae. Gene Ontology annotation, biological process: vesicle fusion; vesicle-mediated transport; SNARE complex assembly. Gene Ontology annotation, cellular component: SNARE complex; plasma membrane. The transcript is spliced from 5 exons.